AUUUUGAAGAUAUGAGGACCAUUCUUUAGCAAAGAAGUCGAUAAAGUUAGGGUCUCUGAGCAACGAUGUAUUGAACCUCCAGCUCCUUAAUGAAGGUGGGGAAGUUUUGUUUUUAAGAGUCAGGGAUACCGAUGCGUGAUCACUGAUAGUAAUGGGGUGGAUCUGUGUUUCUGUAGCUAUGCUCAACAAGGAACUGUUAACAAAGAAAUAAUACAGCCUGGGGUAAAAUACCAUGUUUAAUUAAUUCUCACUGGCUCAGGGCCAGCUGCUGCAUGAUGGGAGGACAGCGUGCCGCGCCCCGCCCUGCAGCAGAGAAGUGAACGGACCAGAUUCCUGACGUGGACUCAGGAGAACAGCAGGACUGUGACACAGGCCGCAGCGUUGCCCCGUAAUUUGAAGCAUUCCACUCCACGUCAAUCACUUUCUGUAGCGUCAAAAGACGCACCGACGCAGGAAAGCAUCUCUGCUUCUCAUUCAGCGGAACGUUUCUCCCUUUUUCCUCAUCCAGGUUUGCACACAACAAACCACAGCAGCAACAAGAAACACCUGGAAACAGGAGCAAAUAUGUGCUGCUCACAUGUAGAACCAAUAAGGACGUCGUUUUCCUGAAAUACUGACAGAACCUCCAUAGAAGUCCACCUUUAUUCAUGCAAACAUCUUUCCACGCUUUCAGCAGCUCUCAGAGCUUUACAGUUCAAAACGAACUGGAAAAAAGGAACCACCAAGAUUCAAACCGUUGACCCCCUCCACUGACCCUGUGACCCCCCCACACAAUGAACACAGCAUGAAAACAUGACUGCAAUGGAAAAGAAACUGUUCCUUAGAAAGGACUUGACAUUUUCCUUUACCGUUACCAAAACCCAGAUAAGCAAAGUGAUGCUCAGAUAUGAGGAAGGAAAUGGACUUUAGUGUUUGAACGUCAUCUUCAGACCCGUAACGCACCCACGCCGUUUACCUGAAGCUACUAAUCAAUAGAAAUGCUUUUGUUCUUUCUCUCCAUUGACUGUGAUUCAUGGGGCGUUCCCCCGUUCUCUGAGCUAAAUAUUCCACAAAUAGAUGUUGACGGUUCAGAAGGGUGUGCCUGCUUGUUGUGAUGCUCACAAAGGAGGUAACACGGGUUUGACGCUGUAGCACAGCAACACACCCAGAGCUGAGGUCACCUGAGCAGCAUAAAAGCAGAGCAGCUGCUCAGCAGCAGCAUCAAACCGGCAGAAGUCACCUGUGCAUCAAGAUGAAGCUGAUCUUCUCUCUGACUCUCAUCUAUGCGCUCUGCAGCUCAGCUGCUGCUCUUCAGUGUGACGCCUGUGCAGACGCAGCAUGUUCAACCACAUUUAGUAAGAAUUGCGGCUCAGGGACCUUGUGUGUAACCGCUUCCAUCACAGCCUCUUCACCUGGAGCUUCAGGAACACGAGUCUACAAGAACUGUGCUAUUCCUUCUCUUUGUCCCAUGGCUGGAGCGGCAACCUUUUCCGUCAACUUGGGUUAUUCCAGUGCCAUUGCAUCGGCUCAGUGCUGCAACUCGGACAACUGCAACUCCCAGACCCUGGCUUUUCCUACCCCUCCGUCUGCUAACGGCCUGACGUGUCCCGGCUGUGACCCGCCCACCUCUCAGUGCAGCUCUACAGUCCAGUGUUCAGGAGACCAGACCAGCUGCUUCCAAGCAACCUUGACUAACGGCUCCACAUCAUAUCCAGCUCUGGGCUGCGUGUCUCCAAACACAUGUGCAGCUGCAACCGGCCUGGGGAAGCUGCCUUUCAUGGAGAAUGUUGGUGACAUCACCGCUGGACCAGUUUGCAGCGCUGCAACCAGCAUAACCACAACUGCUCAACCAACGACUUCUACUACUCAAGCAACCACAACUGCUGCUACGGCACCUGCAACUUCAUCAACCUCCACAAGUUCUGAAACCACAACAGUUGCAGCAUCAACCUCCAUAAGCUCUCAAACCACAACAAUUGCACCAUCAACCUCCACAACACCAGAAACUACAACAGUUGCACCAUCAACCUCUGCAAUCUCUGAAACCUCAACAGUUGCGGCAUCAACCUCCACAACACCAGAAACCACAACAGUUGCACCAUCAACCUCCACAGCACCGGAAACCUCAACAGUUGCACCAUCGACCUCCACAACACCAGAAACUACAACAUUUGCACCAUCAACUUCCACAACACAAGAAACCACAACAGUUGCAGCAUCAACCUCCACCAGCUCUCAAACCUCAACAGUUGCAGCAUUAACCUCCACAACACCAGAAACUACAACAGUUUUACCAUCAACCUUUGCAAUCUCAGAAACCUCAACAGUUGCAACAUCAACCUCCACAACCACUGAAACCUCAACAGUUGCAGCAUCAACCUCCACCAGCUCUCAAACCUCAACAGUUGCAGCAUCAACCUCCACAACACCAGAAACUACAACAGUUGCACCAUCAUCUUCCACAACACUAGAAACCUCAACAAUUGCAGCAUCAACUUCCACAAUCUAUGAAACCCCAACAGUUGGACCAUCAACCUCCACAGCACCGGAAACCACAGCAGUUGCACCAUCAACCUCCACAACACAAAAUGUCUCAACAGUUGCAGCAUCUACCCUCAACAGCUCUGAAACGUCAACAGUUGCUGCAUCAACUUUCACAACACCAGAAGCUACAACAGUUGCAGCAUCAACCUCGACAACAUUAGAAACUACAACAGUUGCAGCAUCCACCUCCACAACACCUGAAAUCUCAACAGUUGCUGCCUCAACCUCCACAACUAAAGAAAACUCAACAGUUGCCGCAUCAACCGCCGCACCAUCGACUGCUGCCGCAAUAACCUCCAUCAUCUCUGCAACAUCAACUGCUGCAUUAUCAACUUCCGCAAUCUCUGGAGCCACAACAGUUGCAGCAUCAACUUCCGCUAUCUCUGAAGCCACAACACUGGCAGUAUCACCGCCCACCAUCUCUGACCCCACAACAGUUGCUGUGUCAACUUCCGCUAUCUCUGAAGCAACAAAAGGUGGCAAAUCAACUUCUACUAACUAUGAAGUUACAACAGUUGCUACAUCCACCUUGACAAGCUCUGACCCAACAACAGUUGCUGCAUCAACGUCCGCUGUCUCUGAAGCCACAACAGUUUCUGCAUCAACUUCCGCUGUCUCUGAAGCAACAACAGUUGCUGCAUCAACUUCUGCUGUCUCUGAAGCAACAAUAGUUGCUGCAUCAACUUCCGCUUUCUCUGAUGGCACAACAGUUGCUGCAUCAACUUCCGCUACCUCUGAAGCCACAACCAAUGCAGCAUCAACUUCCGCUGUCUCUGAAGCAACAACAGUUGCUGCAUCAACUUCCGCUAUCUCCGAAGCCACAACCAUUGCUGCAUCAACUUCCGCUGUCUCUGAUGCCACAACAAUUGCAGCAUCAACUUCUGCUGUCUCUGAAGCCACAACAGUUUCUGCAUCAACUUCUGCUCUCUCUGAAGCCACAACAGUUGCUGCAUCAACUUCAGCUACCUCUGAAGCCACAACCAUUGCAGCAUCAACUUCCGCUACCUCUGAAGCCACAACAGUUGCUGCAUCAACUUCCGCUACCGCUGAAGCCACAACACUGGCAGUAUCACCGCCCACCAUCUCUGACCCCACAACAGUUGCUGUGUCAACUUCCGCUAUCUCUGAAGCAACAAAAGGUGGCAAAUCAACUUCCACUAACUAUGAAGUUACAACAGUUGCUACAUCCACCUUGACAAGCUCUGACCCAACAACAGUUGCUGCAUCAACGUCCGCUGUCUCUGAAGCCACAACAGUUUCUGCAUCAACUUCCGCUGUCUCUGAAGCAACAACAGUUGCUGCAUCAACUUCUGCUGUCUCUGAAGCCACAACAGUUGCUGCAUCAACUUCAGCUACCUCUGAAGCCACAACCAUUGCAGCAUCAACUUCCGCUACCUCUGAAGCCACAACAGUUGCUGCAUCAACUUCCGCUGUCUCUGAAGCAACAACAGUUGCUGCAUCAACUUCCGCUAUCUCCGAAGCCACAACCAUUGCAGCAUCAACUUCUGCUGUCUCUGAAGCCACAACAGUUUCUGCAUCAACUUCUGCUGUCUCUGAAGCCACAACAGUUGCUGCAUCAACUUCAGCUACCUCUGAAGCCACAACCAUUGCAGCAUCAACUUCCGCUACCUCUGAAGCCACAACAGUUGCUGCAUCAACUUCCGCUACCGCUGAAGCCACAACCAUUGCUGCAUCAACUUCCGCAGUCUCUGAAGCCACAACAGUUGCUGCCUCAACUUUUGCUGUCUCCGAAGCAACAACAGUUGCUGGAUCAACUUCCACUGUCUCUGAAGCUACAACCAUUGCUGCAUCAACUGUCGCCGUCUCCGAAGCAACAACAGUUGCUGCAUCAACUUCCGCUGUCUCUGAAGCCACAACAGUUCCAGCAUCAAGUUUCGCUGUCUCCGAAGCAACAACGGUUGCUGCAUCAACUUCUCCUAUCUCUGAAGCCACAACCGUUGCUGCAUCAACCUCCACUGUUUCUGAAGCAACAACCGUUGCUACAUCAACUUCCACUUACUCUGAAGCCACAACAGUUGCCACAUCAACCCCCGCACCAUCAACUGCUGCCGCAAUGACCUCCACCAUCUCGGCAACAUCAACCGCUGCAGCAUCAACUUCCGCGAUCUCUGAAGCAACAACAAUUGCUGCAUCAACUUCCGCAGUCUCUGAAGCAACAAAAAUUGCUGCAUCAACUUCAGCGGUCUCUGAAGCAACAAAAAUUGCUGCAUCAACUUCUGCGGUCUCUGAAGUAACAACAGUUGCUGCAUCAACUUCCGCUAUCUCUAAAGCCACAACAGUUGCUGAAUCAACUUCCGCUAUGUCCGAAGCAACAACAAUUGCUGCAUCAACUUCCGUGGUCUCUGAAGCAACAAAAAUUGCUGCAUCAACUUCCGCGGUCUCUGAAGCAACAAAAAUUGCUGCAUCAACUUCUGCGGUCUCUGAAGUAACAACAGUUGCUGCAUCAACUUCCGCUAUCUCUGAAGCAACAACAGUUGCCACAUCAACCGCCACACCAUCAACUGCUGCCACAAUGACCUCCAACAUCUCUGCAACAUCAACUUCCACUAACUCUGAAACCACAACAGUUGCAUUACCGAGCCCGACUCUCCCUCAAGCCACAACAGUUGCUACAUCAACAUUCACUACCGUUGAAAUAACAACAGCUGCUUCUACCAAACCUUCACCAGUAGCCUCAGCAACCUCCGCCGUCCCUGCACCAGUUGCCCCAGCAACUAGCGGUGCCACUGGAGCUGGAACAACCCAAUCAACCACGGUGUCAACAACCAGCAGUUCUGGACUUUCUGUCCAAAUGUGUGUUUUCAACCUCCUGCUUGGUCUUCUGGUCUUCAUGUUGUAAUUGACCGUGGAGGUUUCAGCUCCGUUUUGUUGGGAAAGUUGCAUUUCUCUCUCAUGCUAAACCAAACGUGAACAUCUGGUUACCAAUGGGAAUCUAGAAAUGUGAAAAAGGUCACAGUAUGAACCUAAACUUGAAGAUAUUUUUGAUGUUCCUGCAUUAUUAUUUAACAUUCCUAUUUAUUGUUUGUUGUUGGAACAAACUGUUAUUUAAUAUUAAUUGGUUAAAGUCAGAGAAGCUUUUUAAAUCCUUUCAUCAAAUAUUUAUUUCUUUGUAUUUCUCCACAUUAUUUAUUGUCUUUUAACCAGUUGUAAAUAAAGUUUUAU
Messenger RNA from Oryzias latipes (Japanese medaka), 5706 nucleotides. RefSeq lists its product as uncharacterized. The record is from RefSeq and is a predicted model, not a curated record. Lineage: Eukaryota; Metazoa; Chordata; Actinopteri; Beloniformes; Adrianichthyidae.